AUGACGGCGCGCGGGAGCGCGAGCCGCUUCCUGACCAGUGUCCUGCACAACGGGCUGGGUCGCUACGUGCAGCAGCUGCAGCGUCUCAGUUUUAGCCUCAGCCGUGACGCGCCCUCGUCCCGCGGCGCCAGGGAGUUCGUGGAACGAGAGGUGACCGACUUCGCCCGCAGGAACCCCGGGGUCGUAAUAUACGUGAACCCGCGGCCGUGCUGCGUGCCCAGAGUAGUGGCCGAAUACCUUAACGGGUCUGUGCGCGAGGAGAGCAUCCACUGCAAGUCGGUCGAGGAGAUCGCCACCCUGGUGCAGAAGUUGGCGGACCAGUCGGGCUUGGACGUGAUCCGCAUCCGCAAGCCCUUCCACACGGACAACCCUAGCAUCCAGGGCCAGUGGCAUCCCUUCACCAACAAACCGACAACGCUGGGCGGGCAGCGCCCUAGAGAGGUCCAGGAUCCUGCCCCAGCCUAG
Lipotes vexillifer (Yangtze River dolphin) is the source of this 465-nucleotide messenger RNA. RefSeq names its product mitochondrial ribosomal protein L43 (gene MRPL43). The record is from RefSeq and is a predicted model, not a curated record. Gene Ontology annotation, biological process: mitochondrial translation. Gene Ontology annotation, cellular component: mitochondrial large ribosomal subunit. NCBI's taxonomy places the organism in Eukaryota, Metazoa, Chordata, Mammalia, Artiodactyla, Lipotidae. Gene Ontology annotation, molecular function: structural constituent of ribosome.